This is a messenger RNA of Aspergillus affinis, 1701 nucleotides long. RefSeq names its product integrase catalytic domain-containing protein. The transcript is spliced from 3 exons. Gene Ontology annotation, biological process: DNA integration. NCBI's taxonomy places the organism in Eukaryota, Fungi, Ascomycota, Eurotiomycetes, Eurotiales, Aspergillaceae. Gene Ontology annotation, molecular function: nucleic acid binding. The coding region runs from base 1 to 1701 and encodes 566 amino acids. The record is from RefSeq and is a predicted model, not a curated record.
AUGGCCGAAGGCGGAAACCCUCUGGGACGCCUCGUCCGACUGACCCAAGCAACAAACCUCCCGACCAAGAUAAAUGUCGCUAUUCAACCGAUCGAUAAACUGAACGAUCGAAAUGGAUGGAAGAUCUGGUCUGGAAAGGUAAAAUUUGCUCUACAAGCCCAUCGUUUGGCUGAUUUAAUACGAGCCGAUCUACCCCGGCCCGCUGAGACGGAUCCAAAAAUUGUCGAUUCGCCGAAGCCUCAUGAGUGGCCUGAUGACUUCUUCCAGGUCAUCCAGCAGACGGUUGUCGGAGCAGGCCACAAUCUGUCUCAUCGCAUCUUCCUCGAAUCAGUGGAAGUGAAGCGUUCAGACUACGGCACUCUGACACAAUUUAUCGAAGCUUCAAAGGAGAAGACUAUGGCAGCAAUAGACGCUAAAAAUUCAUGCAUACCGCGCCAAGCAAUCUCCAUUCUUUUUAAGGGACUCAGCGAGGAUAUGAAGACAUUCGUUGAGGUCUAUCUCUUCUUCUGGGACGAGGCCAAAUACAAAACGCUAAAAUGGGAAGACUACUGGUCAAUCUGUGAAGCAGCUCUUGAUCGUAAGAAGGCAUCUGAUAUCUGGAUCUAUAAGCGGAAACAAACGAAGGCAAAGUCGAAUGAUACAACCUCAAAUACGACCUCCAAUGCCGCGGCAAUCGCGCAGGCAGAAGACUCCGUCGCAAACUUCAACAUCUCGGGAGCCACCAUUCAGGCAUCCUCGAUUUACCAACCCUUAGGCAAGCGUUGGUUGGUUGAUUCCGGCGCUGCCUACGCGGUAUGCAAGUGGUUCAAUGAAAUUACCGAUUUUCAACGCCUUUCUGCCGACGAAGCAGACACCUACGCCUAUUUGACUUCAAACAACGAGAGGGUGGUCCCUAGAGGCAAAGGAUAUACCAUAAUCAGCUUACGCAUGGACGACGGCUCCGUUAAUUGCUUCAAGAUAGAAUGCAUUUGGAACCCAGACGUUCCAUGUAACCUCUUUCCAGCAGAACGUGCAAAGGUCGAUCUGAACCUUUACCAUGACGCCAAAAAUCAAUGCAUUCGGGACAUGCGAACCGACAAGAUUGUGGGAUAUACCUUUACCGAUAACGGUAUGCCCUAUCUUCGCUUAUCUCCUACAAUGAAAUGUGCCUUAAUUGCCCCUAUUAUAUCGUCCUCGCUACUCCACGCGAGAUUCGCUCACACAAAUGCGGAAUACCUGGCCCGGAAUAAGGUCUUGUACAGCGACGAUUUGGAAGUAAAAGACCCUAAGAACGUUAAAAGUUGCGAUACAUGCUACCGUGGGAAAACGAAGAAGAAGGUAUCACAUAUACCGAUAAACCAGGCAACCAAACCGCUACAGAGGAUUCACGUGGAUACGCAGGAAUUCAGUCCUCUAGGCAUCUACGGAUACCGCUACGCGUUAAUCAUUGUAGAUGAUUAUUCUCGCUGUCUUUUUAUCCGUCUACUCCGUAAGAAAAGUGACGCUUCUGAAGCGCUCAAACAGAUACACCUGCAUUGGUUUAACCUUACCGGAAAGGAUAUAGCGAUAAUGCAUUCUGAUGCAACGCCUGAUUUCAACAAAUAUAAAGAGUUCGCUUCUCCUCGCGGUACACGGUUCGAGAUAACCGCACCUCGCUGCCCUGAGCAGAAUGGAACCUUAGAGCGAUAUGGCGGAUACGUUGUUGAAACGGCAGAACCAUAG